AUGUCGCAGUACUCAGAGAACCCUCCCCAUUAUCAGCAGCCAGCUCAGACGCCGCUGAACACUACCUCCCAGUUGAAUUAUCAAGGUGCCCCACAAGCGCCAGGCUACACACCAAAUCAGGGACCUCCACCAGUGUCACAUCAUUACCCACAGUACCAACCACCCAUCCAACACCAAAACACAGACACCCAGCAGUACCCAUAUACACCGCCAAGUCCUAGUCAAUCCGAAGGCGCGGAAGAGGAAGAGAUUAUAAGACGAUCACUUCCUGAUCCACCAGCCGAAGUUCGCACACAACAUGGCAGAACAUACGCCCUCGAUGUGGUCCAGCAGCCACUUAGAGCUCGUAUGUGCGGAUUUGGGGACAAGGAUCGAAGACCUAUCUCGACAGCACCAAUCGUUAGAGCAGUGAUUAGGGAUGCACAGACCGGGGAGGAAAUUGAUUACAAGAAUGCUGGUCUGGAGGUGUCGCAGUACGUGUGCUUCGCCUGGAUUUAUGACAUACAUGCACGAGAUGAGAGGUGUAGUGUCAAAACUGCACCAGGUCAGGCCAUCAUCAGUACCUCUAUGACUUGUGGAUAUCCCACCACAGUCAUGUCACAAAGUCCUGCUCGAGUCGCCCCGCGAGUUCUUGAGAACGACCCGGCACAUCAGAUUCGUCCUCCAUACGCAGGUCACAACGCUUUGCCGAGCGGUCACUACAUGCAGAACGGACAGAGUCCUUUUGUACAUGGUACACGACCAAACAGUGGCAUGUUUCCACCAAUUCUCAAUCCGCCUCCCCAAAUCGCGGGCAUACAGUACGGAUUCCAGCCCGCGCCAACUCCGUAUGGAGUAGCUCCCACUCAAGCACCACUACCGCCACCGAAUGUUCGAAUGCCUCCUGGUCCUGCUCCGCCACCAACUCCUCCUCCCAACCGGCAUGAAGAUCUAGGUCAGCGCUACUCACAGAAUCUGAUUGGAAAUUUCGUGCAGACUGGCCAAUUGUUGGAGGACCUUGAUGGUAAGACAGGCAUUUUCUUCAUCUUCUCCGAUUUGUCUGUUCGUAAUGAGGAGUGGUUCAGGCUAAAGUUUGGCCUCCUAAAUGUUGGGUUGAAGACAGAUGAUAUGAGCCACGAGGAGGUCUUUCGCCUCGCCGAACAACACAAUACCGCUCCCUCGGCAGGCCCAAACCUUGAAGCAGCUAAAAAUGGUACCAGGAGGCUCGAGGGACUUACUGCAGGUCUGCUCGAGCAGAAGCCACCCUACCUAGCGACCCGAUUCUCUCAGGCUUUCAAGGUUUAUAGUGCAAAGAAGUUCCCUGGUGUUGCAGAGAGCACAGAGUUAAGCCGGAAAUUUGCCGAUCAGGGCGUGAAGAUAUCAGUUCGCAAAGAAGGCACGAAGGAGGGGAAGAGAAAGCGCGGCGACAAUAGUGGCGAUGAGGAUGACCGUGACGACUAG
This is a messenger RNA of Lithohypha guttulata, 1440 nucleotides long. RefSeq lists its product as uncharacterized. The transcript is spliced from 3 exons. Lineage: Eukaryota; Fungi; Ascomycota; Eurotiomycetes; Chaetothyriales; Trichomeriaceae. The record is from RefSeq and is a predicted model, not a curated record. Bases 1 to 1440 code for a protein of 479 amino acids.